UUAAAUUUUACAUUCAUUCAAACAACCAGAGAGUAAAAAACAGGAUUCUGUUUGAUAUUCUGAUUGGCUCUGUCCAAUACAGUCAGAAAACCAUCAACCUUUACACCCCUUCAAUAUUAUUUACAUUUCAUUCUUGUACAAACAGAAAUCUUGUAUCCUAAGUAUUUCUUUUAUGCUGUGUACAGUAAUGUUUAGAUUCUCUAGUCUGUUCCCAAGAAUAAUACAGAAUUAAAGUUCCUCUCCGGCCAUUUCUGGGUACUCAAAGCCCGCUAAAAUAGAACUUCCUGUUCUAUGCUCCCACCGAUGUUGCAUAACCCCGUUUCGUAACAUUUUCUUCAAGUUGUACUGCAGUGGUCAUUUGAAGAGCUGAUGUAGGCACGAUGGGCCUAAUGGCCUCUUGUCGUGCUUCUUCAUUUCGCAGUUUAGUGUCAGCGAAACGCAUUCCCGAAACAAGGCACAUUGCAAAAUACAGUAACGGACUGAACCCGAACCCUCAAUGAUCGGUUUAGCCAUCAUCCCCAGCCGCAGGGAUUAGUCGGUCACCGUCCACCACGUGACGGGAACUUCAGUACCCAGAAGGCGCUGCUCGGCCGGAUGCAGCGGUUACCAAGGAGCUGAUUGGCGGUUGUCAUGUCGUCUGGCGGUGAGGGUUCGCUGCUGUCGCUGGAUUUUGAAGUGUUUGGCAAAGUGCAGGGAGUUUUCUUCCGGAAACACACGCAGAAAGAGGCGAAGCGGCUUGGCCUGGCCGGAUGGGUGGAGAACACGGAGCAGGGGACAGUGCGGGGCCAGCUGCAGGGAGCCGAGGAGCCGGUCCGGGCCAUGCAGACCUGGUUGCGCCGUACAGGUAGCCCCAAGUCCCGGAUAGACAGAGCCGAGUUCAGCAACCAGAAGCGAAUCCAGCGCCGGGAGUACUCUGACUUCCAGAUCAUCAAGUAACCGGCGGCGGGGCUCCGUCAGCCCGAGAGUCACGGAGAGGAUCCAGUCAGACUCGGGAGUUGCCCGGUUCCGCUCUGAAUCCAGCCGCUUAUGGAGCUCCGUUAGAAACGGAAUCAGCCACCGCCAACCUCGAACCAGUCUCGCUGGGAAUGAACCUCUUCCUAAAGUUCGCCGAUAACCUUUAGUCCGGAUGUUGAGGGUCUUUGUGAUUUCUUGUUGUUUAUGUUCAGUGUUUCCGGACAAUAUUUCAAGUAGGUCCACAUUUAACUUCGAUGUUUUCUCCCUGUUCUUAUGUUCUUUUUCAUGGAGGUUGGAUGAUGGUGAGUGGGGUUGACGUCCGGUUCUUGCCACCGUGGUCAGAUCCGUAGGAAGAUUCCUAUCAACAAACCAGAACGACCUCCGGCUCCUUCCGAACCGACCUGAGAUGUUUUUGAAGGCUCACGUUUUCCCAUCUGUUGUAAGAUUUGUUUGGCUGAAUUGUCAAACUGAAAGAGUACUACGGUAAAUAAGGUGCAUAGGCGUGAGAUUUUUUUAAGUCAACUGAAAAGCACGCUUCUGCGUUUUCAUUAUUUUCACGUGAAAGGAUUCAAUUCGAGUCUAAACUUAAAGCAAAAUGGCAUUUACGUAAAAGUGGCCAUGGUUAGAGAGCCUCCUAAGUGUGUUGCUAGACCGGUACUUGGCACCACUGCGUACUUUGUGCCGUUAAUGUGAGGGUUAAUACAAUAAUGUAACAUUCAGAUUUAAAGGAGGUGCGGCCCCCGUAGUGAGAUAUUAAACAAACGUUCUAUUCCACUGUUCCUGCACUUCAGGAACAACCCAUUGGUAAUAAUUCAGUGAAGACCACCAAGGGAUUCUGGCGUCAGAUCUAACAUUCAACUUCCGUGAUCAUUUUCCCAACUUCUGUUACUGACAAGUUGCCUUGCACAAAAUUGUUGACAUACUUAGCCACAACCAGUGCAAAAUAAUCUAUUGCAUGUGAAGUGGUUUUCCUUUAAGACGCUUAAUAUGAUGCUCUAGAUCAAAUAGUUGGAUGUGCCACUGUUUUGCAAAGUUUUAUGUAAAGUUGAACACUGUAAGAAAACUGAUUUCACAACAUUCUGAAAUAAAAUUAUUCUGCAUUACACAUUCUGAA
Messenger RNA from Rhincodon typus (whale shark), 2068 nucleotides. RefSeq names its product acylphosphatase-1. The record is from RefSeq and is a predicted model, not a curated record. Gene Ontology annotation, molecular function: acylphosphatase activity. NCBI's taxonomy places the organism in Eukaryota, Metazoa, Chordata, Chondrichthyes, Orectolobiformes, Rhincodontidae. Bases 631 to 936 code for a protein of 101 amino acids. The transcript has a single exon.